AAAAUGCAAAAUCAAAGAGAACCGAAACUGGGCGUCGUUUACCGUACCGGAGAAAAAGAGAGAGAUCCCCUCCUCUUCCUUGGACAUACUGUAACGUAAAAUCUGAGAGAGGCAGAGAGACAGAGAUGGCGGCCCGUGGGAAGAUGGUGCUGGGUUGCAUUUUAGGAGUAUUGAUUUGUGGCAGCAAUCUUUUCACGGUUAGCCAAGGGGUGUGGUUGAAUCUGCCUCCUACCGGUACCAAGUGCGUGUCCGAGGAAAUCCACAAUAACGUCGUCGUUUUGUCUGAUUACGUUGUCGUUUCCGAUGACCAUUCCCAUAUCCCCACCAUCUCUGUUAAGGUGACAUCACCAUAUGGGAACACCCUUCACCAAACAGAGAAUGUGACUCAUGGUCAGUUUGCAUUCACGACUCAUGAGGCUGGCAAUUACCUGGCAUGUUUUUGGGUGGAUGGUCAUGUUCAAGGAGAUGUGAGUGUGAACAUUGAUUGGAAAACUGGAAUUGCUGCUAAGGAUUGGGAUUCAGUUGCUAGAAAAGAGAAGAUAGAGGGUGUUGAACUUGAGCUGAGGAAACUUGAAGGAGCGGUGGAGGCCAUCCAUGAGAAUCUACUCUAUCUCAAAACAAGGGAAGCAGAGAUGAGGUCCGUGAGCGAAACAACAAAUACCAGAAUAGCAUUAUUUAGUGUCAUGUCAUUGGGUGUCUGCAUUGCUGUUUCAGCACUGCAAGUGUGGCACUUGAAACACUACUUCCAAAAGAAGAAGCUCAUUUAGUAUUGGAAGAGGAGACUCGCAUUUUACUUGAUUGGCUGGACAACUAGUUUUUUAUGGUUCAAAGCUAAAAGCAACAGUGAGUGGCAAGCUAGAGGUCAAGAAGGCUUUGAGGUUUGUUACUAUUCAAUGUCUCAAACGACUGAGAAAUUGUGGCAUCGUUAAAACUAGCUGUUCUUCUUGAUUAGUGGUGUCAGAGCCUGUUUAUCUGUGUUUUAAAAGUAAAUUUUUUUUCUUUAAUUUUUUGUUUUUUGUAUUUGUAAAUUGUUUUGAUGUGAUAAUGUUAAAUAUAAAUUUUUUAAAAAAUAUUAUUUUGAUGUA
Messenger RNA from Populus nigra (black poplar), 1085 nucleotides. RefSeq names its product transmembrane emp24 domain-containing protein p24delta3-like. Bases 126 to 767 code for a protein of 213 amino acids. The record is from RefSeq and is a predicted model, not a curated record. Lineage: Eukaryota; Viridiplantae; Streptophyta; Magnoliopsida; Malpighiales; Salicaceae. The transcript has 5 exons. Gene Ontology annotation, biological process: endoplasmic reticulum to Golgi vesicle-mediated transport; Golgi organization; intracellular protein transport. Gene Ontology annotation, cellular component: endoplasmic reticulum; Golgi apparatus; COPII-coated ER to Golgi transport vesicle.